Leishmania braziliensis MHOM/BR/75/M2904 is the source of this 567-nucleotide messenger RNA. Its product is annotated as putative 60S ribosomal subunit protein L31. Gene Ontology annotation, biological process: cytoplasmic translation. Gene Ontology annotation, molecular function: structural constituent of ribosome. The coding region runs from base 1 to 567 and encodes 188 amino acids. The transcript has a single exon. The record is from RefSeq and is a predicted model, not a curated record. Gene Ontology annotation, cellular component: cytosolic large ribosomal subunit; ribosome. Lineage: Eukaryota; Euglenozoa; Kinetoplastea; Trypanosomatida; Trypanosomatidae.
AUGACACGCGCUGGCAUGAAGGGUAAGGUGCUUGGCAAGGAGAAGAAGAUCGCCAUCAUCGAUGCUCGCAAGAAGGCCGUGGAGAGCCGCAGGAGUCGCGACGACAAGCGCUGGAAGCGUGUGAUCGCGAGGAUGGACGAGGAGAAGCGCAAGAGGUUCCAUGGCGUCGGCAACACGGCGAAGAACUCUCGCGCGCGCGGUACGACCCGCGCGUCCCUGCGCAAGCGCACUGGCCGCAAGCCGGACGCUGUGAGCAUGGAGGCGACGAUUCACUUGUCGAAGCUGCUGAAGAAGAAGACCUUCGCGAAGCGCGCUCCGCUGGCGAUCAAGCGCAUCAAGGCGUUUGUGGGUCGUCUGAUGAAGACGAAGGACAACCGCAUUGACGCGUCGCUGAACACGUACAUCUGGCACAAGGGCGUGAAGGGCGUCCCUGGCCGCGUGCGCGUGCUGAUUCAGCGCAAGUCGGAGACGGCGGAGGGCAACAAGCACAAGCAUUUCUUCACGGUCAUCUCGAACGUGCCGGUUGCGUCCUUCAAGGGCUUGACCACGAAGACCGUGGAGCAGUAG